Molecule: messenger RNA, 5320 nt
Organism: Loxodonta africana (African savanna elephant)
Lineage: Eukaryota; Metazoa; Chordata; Mammalia; Proboscidea; Elephantidae
Gene: PDP2
Product: pyruvate dehydrogenase phosphatase catalytic subunit 2
Exons: 4
Coding region: 495-2087 (530 amino acids)
Biological process (GO): protein dephosphorylation
Cellular component (GO): mitochondrion
Molecular function (GO): cation binding; [pyruvate dehydrogenase (acetyl-transferring)]-phosphatase activity
Source: RefSeq, a predicted model, not a curated record
UGUCCAGAGGAGGGGCCGCUUCGGGAAGUCGAGGCCGGAGCGGCUGCAGCGACUGCGGCGGCUGUACGCAGGCGCAGAGCUGACCGGACGUAUCUGCUGGUGGCGGCGCAAGCUGGUGAAAGGAGUGCUGGGCUCUGAAGUAGGGCGCGAAAUUGUUUGGCUCCGGGCUGCGGCGGACGACUUUGGAUCAAGCACCGGUGCCCGCCUUCUCUGCAGGGCCCGGGUCGGCCAGGCGCUUUCUCCGCCUCCUGCCUGACCGCUCCUGCCCCCGAGUUCAGCGGGGUGAGCUUUUUUUGUCUAAGGAAAAUUACCACUCGAGGCUGGUGAAGGUGCUUGGAAACUGGUUCCUUCGUGCCCUGUGAAGGCGGUGUGAACCAUAUGGAAAUCAGUUUGGCAAUAUGAGCCUGUAUCCUUUGACCUAGUGAUUCCUCCUUUGAGAAGUGUUUAAAAAAUCCCUUCUGCUGAAGGAACUUAUUUGCUGGGAUAGUUUCAGAAUGUCAAGUACUGUGUCUUACUGGGUCUUAAAUUCUGCAAGGAACAGCAUCACCACAUUACAAGCGGGCAGACGUUUAUACUCAAGAUGUGUCUCAAACGGGAAUAAAUCAAAAUGGAGGCUCUUUUCCCGGGUGCCGGCCACCCUGAAAGACAGUUCCCCUUGUGGCAGCUUUGCUCUGCAGAAAGCUUACAGACACACAUCUACAGAAGAAGAUGAUUUCCACUUGCAGCUAAGUCCCGCGCAGGUGAAUGAAGUGCUUCGAGCCGGUGAGUCAGCCUACAAGAUUCUUGACCUUGACAGCAGAGUCCCAAAUUCAGUGUUGCGAUUUGAGAGCAACCAGCUGGCCGCUAAUUCCCCAGUGGAGGACCGGCGAGGUGUAGCCUCCUGCCUGCAGACCAGCGGGUUGAUGUUUGGCAUCUUCGAUGGCCAUGGUGGCCACGCAUGUGCACAGGCAGUAAGCGAGAGGCUCUUCUACUAUGUGGCAGUGUCACUGAUGUCCCAUCAGACCCUGGAGCAGAUGGAGGGAGCAAUGGAAAGCAUGAAGCCCCUACUUCCCAUCCUGCAGUGGCACAAGCACCCAGGGGACAGUAUCUACAAGGAUGUCACGUCAGUGCAUCUUGACCACCUCCGCGUCUACUGGCAGGAGCUGCUUGACCUGCACAUGGAAAUGGGACUGAGCAUCGAGGAAGCGUUAACGUACUCCUUCCAGAGACUGGAUUCUGACAUCUCACUGGAAAUCCAGGCUCCCCUGGAAGAUGAGCUGACAAGGAACCUUUCGCUCCAGGUUGCUUUCUCUGGGGCAACAGCUUGCAUGGCCCAUGUCGAUGGAGUUCACUUGCAUGUGGCAAAUGCUGGUGACUGCCGGGCCAUCCUUGGUGUUCAGGAGGACAGUGGGAUGUGGUCUUGUCUGCCCCUCACCCGCGACCACAAUGCCUGGAACCAGGCUGAGCUGUCACGGCUAAAGAGGGAGCACCCCAAGUCGGAGGACAGGACGAUCAUCAUGGAUGACAGGCUACUGGGUGUCCUCAUGCCCUGCAGGGCCUUUGGGGACGUCCAGCUAAAGUGGAGUAAAGAGCUGCAGCACAGUGUCCUGGAGCGGGGCUUCAAUACCGAGGCACUCAACAUUUACCAGUUCACCCCCCCACACUACUACACUCCACCCUACCUGACUGCUGAGCCCGAGGUCACAUACCACAGGCUGAGGCCCCAGGAUAAGUUCCUCGUGCUGGCCUCCGAUGGCCUGUGGGAUGUGCUGGACAAUGAAGUCGUGGUGAGGCUGGUGGUGGAGCACCUGGACGAGGCAGGUCGGCACAAGCCCGACUUGGCCCAGAGACCCACCAACCUGGGCCUCAUGCAGAGCCUGCUGCUACAGAGGAAAGCCAAAGGGCUCCACGCUGCCGACCAGAAUGCAGCCACACACCUGAUCAGACAUGCCAUUGGGAGCAACGAGUAUGGGGAACUGGAGCAGGAGCGGCUGACGGCGAUGCUGACAUUGCCGGAUGACUUGGCAAGGAUGUACAGGGAUGAUAUCACUGUCACUGUGGUAUAUUUUAACUCAGACUCAAUUGACACAUACUACAAGGGGGGCUAAGAGUCUCCCAUCCUACUGGCAAGGUUAACUUAAAUGCUUUUCUAAAACAUUUUCACUUACUCUUAAACUGGCUAUUCACACCUUACCAUUAAAAUGGCAGGCAGAUGGAGCUUGCAAAAUAAUACGUUAACCUGAGGAAAACAGCUGAACAUAGGUUUAAAACAAUAACAGAUUUCACGUCUCUGCAUGUUUUGGUCAAUCCUCUGUGCAGCGAGGGCAGAGCAUAGAGACCAUAACAUUGGCCUGGGGUCACAAAGCCCAAGUCCUUUUAUGAAGACACUUAGUCAAAAUGUGUUUGCCUGAGUAAAUUUAGUCAUGAUGCUAAGAAUAAAGAGCAUCAGGACCUUCUGAGGUCUUGCUGCAAAACCUGCAUACUUGAUAAUUCUGAACUCACAAUCAUGGACAACUAGACUUUAAAGGGAGGUUUUAUUGUUUGUUUUUUAAUUACUAAGGCCUAGGUUUACAAACCAAACUACAGGACACUUUUCUAUGGAGUAUCCUCACCUUUUUUUGUUAUUACACUUGUGAAAACCUUUUUGUAAUGCUACUUCUGUCUUAGUUUAUUUUCCAAGCGUGCUUGGAACAACUUGUCCUGGCUCUCAGCUGAGGGUGAGAGGGGCUAGGGCUCUGGACCAGCUGAAUUUACUUGUACAGCUUUCAUCACCUUGGCUGAGUCGCACCCCCUGAGCCUUUGACCCAUACAAGGAGGUAACGCAUGUCUGAGCCUUAACACCUGGCCUUUCCUGCACUGGUAAAAUGUCUUCCUGGGCUUAGCCUCUGGGGGGUUAUUCUUAGCACUUAACCCUUCUGAUUAUGCCUCUGAAAGUUCUGUUAAUUCCACCUAACAUAAUCCUUCUACCUCUGGUUAUGCUGAUCCCCUCACCCUGCUCCUGCUGACGGCACAAUGCUGUCUCAAAAGAAUCUUUUGCAGGUUUCCUUUUCAAGUGGUUAUUGGGAAUGAGAAAAAUGUGAUCUCACCGGUAGCUAUGACAGACAUGCAGACAGGACGAGCUUAUCCUGUAGAUUACGGACUUGGGCUUCAGCCUGAAAUUAUAGAGGGGAAAACUUGAAGGAUGAGAAGAGUCACUAACUGAGGCUGUCUGUCUGCAUUCGGGGAGGAGGGAGACUUAACCAGAGGGAACACUUGCUCCUAGACUGUGGGAUAAAUCACCAUUGCUACUCCCUCUGGAACUAGACCAGAUUUAGUAUAGUAUUUGGGGCAAAAAAUAAAACAUAACCUGCAGUGGUUUCCGUGGGCUGUACAGUCAUUGUAUUUACUCAAAAAUUAAGCCAUUGGGAUACUUGUGGGGGAGAUAAAUUUCAUCUUCUCGUGCUAGCCUGUGACAUUUUAAUGAACAGGAAGUAUAUCCCUAAUUGGAAGCACAAACAAUCCUACAAAACUGACAAUUUUAUUUUCCUGCACAAAAUUGGGCAGAAUUCUCCAAUGUAGUUGAACUGUGUUAGUCAGUCCCUCUCCUCAGUUCACCCCCUCACACCAUCUACUGAAAAGAAAAGCAAAUAACUAGGUUUGGCUUCCUCGUUUUGUUUCUGUCCCAGCUGACAUUAGCCUAAGCCUUGGGAUACUUGUAGUUUGGGGACAUUUCCCUGUGCAUUUUCCAGUGCAACUUAUUCAGUGUUGUGGCUUCAUCUAAGAAUUCUCUUUUUAGGCGCUUAAGCCUUGGUUCUUGUAUUCAGAAGUCAUUAGUAUUCCUUCUGAUCUCUUUGAUCUUAAUUCAAAAAUAAAAUGUGAAUCAUUACCAUUCUGCUAGCAUGAAGGUUUAUUGCUAGAAUUGAGGACUCCACUUGUCUGACAUUCUUUGUUCUUUAUGCCGGCUAAACCCUGGAGUAUUUUGGGAUUACAGUGUCUGAAUCCUAUUUUGGAGCCUAACAUGGGUCAUAAAUAUAUCUGAUUCAGUAGUCUGUGGGACAGCUGAGAGAAUCCAGAAGUUCCACCUGUUUCUCUAAGUGUGUCUGUUUUUUCUCCGCCUUAUAGAUUUCGCUGUAUUCUAGUUGCUACGUUGAGAAAGAAGAAAGGAUAGUUUAUUGUCUGCCUUUUCCCACUGUGAACUCUGUCAGCUCUUCCCAGGAACGGUGGUCCGGGGAGUGCCUGCUGGUUUAACCACGAUUCUGCUGUUACUGGUCUUCCCGAGGCACAUGGGCCACUGCUUGAGGACACUGGGAUUUGAGAGGGGGUUAGUAGCACUUGUCAGAUCUUCCUUUUAUGGAGAGGUAUCAAUAUUGAGACUUUUAAAAUAAACUAAAAUGAGAUUAAAAGUUUUAUAUUUUAGAUGUAACUUUUGAAGAAAAUAACCUUUGGUGUUUCAAAUUUAUCAUGUUAAGUAAGAAACUUCGGUAAUAUUGGCAUAAUUUAUGUUUUAUAUAUAAAUACAGCUCUGCUUACCCUGGGAAUUGAUCAUGAUGGAUAGAAAAGAUGGUAUUAGUUCUAAAUCCAAAUUAAUAUGCUAGAUCAAGUUAUGUUGAUUCACCUUUCUGAGAUGUUAUUUGUAACAUUAAAGCUAAUUUAUUAUAAUGAGAAUGUAAACUUUGAGGUACUUUAAUAUAUAAACAUGUUUUUCCCAGAAGUACAAUUGGCCUAAAAGAUCUUCUUUGGGACACAUUGGGUAAAGUUCUGUUUAGACACGGUACCUUUUAUGUGUAAAUGAAGUUUAAAUAGCUCAAGCUUGAGUUAAAGAUUAGGAUAAUUAAUUAUAGGGAACAAAAAAAUGUGUUCAGAAUGCACCUGGCUUGACUCUUCUGUCUGUUAGCCCCUGAUGACUUGUCUUCCUCUCACAGCUUUUGGGAAGCCUGAACUUCCCAGGUUAAAUCAGAGAGGCCUGGAACUGAGCCACCCUACUUUCAUCUUGAAGUGGUUCAUUUGUCUCUAAAUGUGACUCUCUUCCGUGGCAGAGAAAGCCCUGACGUAGCCUUGGAUCUGGGGUGUAAAGGCUGGUGGUACCACUCAUGAUGUAAGCUGCCACGUGCAUCACUUGAGUGAAAAACGUGCUUUAAAGGGGCAGGGGCUGAGUCCCUUGCACCUCAGGCCCCUGCUGUUUAACUUGUCUCCUGGAAAAUAUUUCUUACCAAGCAUCUCCUUGGAAAAAUCAUUAACCAUGUUCUUUAAUAAUUACUGACAUUUUUAUUUUAAGCUGUAUACCAAUGUUUGUAUUUGACACUGAUUUUCUAACCAUCAGAGAUAUUUAAAUAAGACUUGUAAAUAAAAGAAGCAAAAUGAA